UUUCGCCCCCUUUUUCUGCGUUGCUUCUUCCCUCUUUAUUCCUAAUUCCACAAACCCCCAAUUUACAUAAUUAGGGAAAUUACUUCAAGAGAGGAAAGAAAAUAAAAAUCUGAUAUUCCCAAUUCAUAAAAACUUCAUUACUGCAUUUGGUGUGGAGGUGCAAAUAGGAACAUUUCCUAUUCUUUCUUCUCUGCGUAUUUCCCAGCUCAAAACAAUCACACCCUUUUUCUUCUUUCGCUUUACGUGAACUUAAGCCCAGGUAAUGAGGGCGUGUUUGGUUCACAAAAUAUAGGUAUGAGGUAUGGGGUUAGAAUGCGCUAAACCCAUACCUAGUGUUUGGUUAGUAAAAUUUUGAUUUUAAAACCAAUACCUUAAACCCAUGAGGUAUGGGGUUUAGAAACCCAUGGGGGGAGGUGGGUUUGGCUCAUACCAACCCUAGGUAUCAAAUUAUUUAAGAUAAUAAAUCUUGUUGCACAAAAAUAAAAAACACUCCCUUCUUCCCUGUGAUACUGCUGCCUACCGAAGCCAGAUACUCCAUUAUUUUUCUAAACUUUCUUCUACCGCAAUUUUUUUCUUUUGUCUUUUAGUUCUUAGUUUGCUUGUGGGUAAAUUACUUCCUUUGUUUGUCUUUUGUAGAAUAGCUAUACUACGUGAUUUGCUAGCUGAAGGGCCAAGUAAUUCGCUCAUUAAUUUUGUCAUAGUGUGUUGUGUGCAUGUUUUUGUCGAAAAAUUUUCCUUUAACCCUUCAGCAUCUUGUUCUGUAUUUUUUGUAUGCUCAUCAAUUCUCCUGCUAGAAUCAUGAGCUUCUAUCUGAAGAAGGUUUGUGUGGAUCACUCCAUAGUAUACUGCAAUUCUUGUGUGUUAGGUUCUUAAAUUUUGGUGUUAUUUUUUUUUUACAGAAUAGUAGUUAUAUAUUAUUUGUUGGUGAUAAUAUAUAGUGUUAUGUUUUUUUUUGACAGAAUAAUAAGUGCUCUAUAUUAUUUGUUGGUGAUAAUAAUGUUAUGUUUUUUUUGACAGAAUAAUAAGUGCAUAUAUAUUAUGUGGCAAUUCUAAGUAGAUGAUUUAGUAAUAUAUGACUAUUAGUCUUGUAGAAUUUUAGAUUUAUUCUUAUCCUCGUUAAUUCAUUAAAGUUAAUACUUACAACUACUUAUAAUUAUGUAUUUAUGUGAUGAAGUACAGAAAUAAUGGAGGAAUGUGGAUCCUUCUUGAGGAGGAGGAGACAAAGGGAGCUACUUGUAACAUUAUUGGUUAUUAUUAACAUUGCAAUUAUCAUGUAUCUAGUGCUACGUAGUAUAGCUGUAAAUCUACGUAGAAUGCACCUAAAUAUUGAUAAAAAAAACGUCGUAGAUUAGAUAAUUUGAAUGCAUUGAUCAGGGAUAGUGAUGUUGCUUGUAGGAGUGAAUUGCGAAUGAAUAGUCGCACAUUUAGUGUACUUUGUGAGAUGGUUAGGGAUAUUGGUGGAUUACGAGCUACUCGAAAUAUGAGCUUAGAAGAGAUAGUUGCAAUGUUCUUGUAUACGUUGGCCCAUCAUAAAAAAAAUAGGUCACUAGCAAGGUAUUUCCUUAGAAGUGGAGAAAGUGUUAGUAGACAAUUCAAUCUUUGUCUCCUUGCCGUUCUAAAGUUACAUCAUCAAUUAUACAAAAAACCUACCCCAAUGCCAGAGGAUUGCGAAAACAACAGAUGGAAAGAUUUCAAGAAUUGUUUAGGAGCCCUCGAUGGUACAUUUGUUAGAGUCCAUGUAGCAAAUGAGGAGAGGGGACGAUAUCGAACAAGAAAAGGUAACCUUGCAAUGAAUGUCUUAGGUGUAUGCACACCAAAUAUGGAAUUUGUGUUUGUCUUGCCUGGUUGGGAAGGUUCUGCACAUGAUGGUCGUGUUCUACGAGAUGCAAUAUUGAGACCUAAUGGUUUAAAAGUGCCUCAAGGUUGUUACUAUUUAGUAGAUGCUGGCUACACUAAUUGUGAGGGAUUUCUUGCACCUUAUCGAGGACAUCGCUAUCACUUGAAAGAAUGGGGGUAUCGACAACCAAUACGUGCAGAGGAGUACUUCAAUAUGAAACAUUCAAAAGCAAGAAAUGUAAUUGAGAGAAGUUUUGGCUUGUUAAAAGGAAGAUAGGGAAUUCUAAGAAGUCCUUCCUUUUUUCCUAUUUGCACCCAAGGUCGUAUAGUUAGUGCAUGUGCUUUAUUACAUAAUUUGAUUCGAAAAUGCAUGCCCACAGAUCUUGAGGUUGUCGAGGACAGUUCCGAAAGUGACAGUUUCGAUAGUGAUGAAAGUGAUGAUGAAGUUGAUUAUAUCACUCAAGUUCAAUCAUCAAAUACUUGGACUACAUUUAGGAACAACUUAGCACAAACUUUGUUUAACUCAUGGAGAGCUAGAUUAGCCUAGAUAGACAGACAUGGUGUUUGUUGUUUUAUUUUUCUUUGUAAUUCUUAGAAUGAUUGGUUUUUGUUUGAUGUUCUUGAUAUUUAAUAAUGUUGAAUUAUAGGACUUCAAGAAAUGAUAUUGUUCCAUUAUGUUAUUAAUUUUAUAAUAAAUUCUUUUUCAUCAUA
Beta vulgaris subsp. vulgaris (sugar beet) is the source of this 2547-nucleotide messenger RNA. RefSeq lists its product as uncharacterized. The coding region runs from base 1409 to 2113 and encodes 234 amino acids. Lineage: Eukaryota; Viridiplantae; Streptophyta; Magnoliopsida; Caryophyllales; Amaranthaceae. The transcript has 3 exons. The record is from RefSeq and is a predicted model, not a curated record.